AUGAUGAUGUAUACCUAUCAUCUUAUUCCAUGUAUGUUCAUAUACAUGGAUGAUAUGAAUAUACCCGAGGUAGUUCAUUUAAAUCAUAUGUAUAAAUAUAUAAUAACAUACUAACCUACAAAAAUGAUACUACUUAUGAAUAGUAUUUGAUGAUAUAAUAUAUACACUUACUUCAUUACAAAGGUCAUCUUGAAUAAACUACAUUACCCUUGAACUAUACAUUAAUCUUAUCAUUACUAGUUCUAUUCACAUACAGUGAUAUAAAAAUUGUUGAUGAUUUGAAUGGAUAAACCUUUUUUUGUAAUGCGAAUAAUUCCAUGGAUACAAUGUAGAUAAUACAGGCGAAAAAAAGAACAAACAAAGUUGCUAAUUAAAUGAAAAUUUUUUUGUUUGCAUUAAGUGAUCCUUCAUUUGUUACUAUGGACUCAUUAUUACAUAAUUACCAGUAAUUUGUCGUUAACUAUAUAUUACACACAAACACACACACAAAUGAAAAUAUUCUACUCAAUUCAAAUUAUACUAUUUAUUAUUAUUAUUACUAUUUCAGUAAUAUAUAAUAAAUUAUUAAUAAAUCAUUAUUAUUAUAUGUAUUAUAUUAUUAUUAACAACAGAAACGAUAUAUCCAAUGUUUCAAUCUAUUGAACAGUACUUACAUCUAUCACCCCCCAUAGAGGAACAUAGGUCACCGAAUAGCACUCAUCAUCAUCAUGCAAAUGUAUCCUGGCCUAUUGAUCAUUAUUCAACAAUAAAUCAAGAAAAGAAGUCAUUGCAUUUAUUGUCAUUAUUAUUAUUAUCAUUAUUGUUGCUAUCCUCAAAUAUGAAUAAAUGGAAACAUCUAUUAUGUAAUACAUUCAAAGUAUUAUAUCAUUAUAUUAAAGAUGUAAUAUUUAUAAUGUUUGGAUUAUAUUUAUAUAUAAUGAUAAGAAAUAUACAAAUAUACAAAUUCAAUCAUCAUCCUCAUCCCCAUAGUGAUAGAUUUCAAUGGUUAUUAUUAUCACUAAGGAAUAAAAUAAAAUACAUUCCUAAGCAACUACUUAAAUGGUUCAAUUCAGUAGUAACCUUAAUGAAGUAUACUCAAAAUUAUAACUAUAAAAUACAUUGUAUAAUAUAUAAAUUAUAUAUGAAUUUUACUGUUAUCAGUAGUAUAUCUCAAAAUUAUUUAAUAUUUAUUUCUAAUAUAUUAAAUCAAUAUAAAGAUUCUAUCUUAUUACAUCAUUAUAAACUAUUAUUAUAUAUCAAUAAUUUAAUACAAAAAUUUUCUUUAGUAACCAUAGCAACACAUAUCAAAUAUUUAAAUAGUUGCUGGGGAUAUUUAUUAAAAAUUUAUUCUAGAUUUAUAAUUAAAUAUCAAUAUAAAAGAAAAUUUAAACAACGAUCUAAUUCAAAUUUAUUAAUUCAUUAUAAUUAUUCAUAUAUAUUAAUAAUAAGUAAAUUUUAUUUAUUAUUACUUAUUAUUAAUACAGUAGUAUGUUUAUCAACAAAAUAUACUAAACAUAUAAAUGUAUCAUUAUUAUUCUUAGAAAAUAACAACAUAGCAACAACAACAACAACAACACCACUACCACCACCACCAACAACAACAACAAAUGAUUACAUGGAUACAAUAAAUGAUAUUUUAGAUACAACAAAUGAUCUAAUAUCGAAUACAUAUAAUAAUCAUCAUCAAGUACAAUCUAUAUAUCAUUUUAAACCACCAGAUGAAAAACGUCCAUGUCGUUAUCGUUUUCGUGAUGAUGUUGAAACUAGUACAUUAUUAGCUGAUUAUGUAAUCAUUGGUUGGCCAAUACAAACAUAUCGUAAACGUUUUGGUCCAUUAUAUAAUAUUAGUUUAUUAGUAACUAAUAUAUUAAAAAAUAUACAAUAUAGUAUAUUUCCUAUACGUAUUAAUCAUUUAAUAAGAAUAGGACAAUUUAGUAUUUUUCCAGAUCCUGGUAGAUGUUGGAUUAAUGUAAAUAAAAAUAAAAAAUAUAUAUUUUUUUUAAAUCAACCAGAUUGGUCUGGUUUUUCAAAAAUUACACAAUUACCAGUUGAAUAUACAAAUUAUGCUUAUAAUUCAAUUAUAAGAAUUAUGAAACUUGGAGCUGAUCCCCUCCAAAUGCGUUCAUUGUACCAUGAAGAUGUAUUAAAGGUCAAUGAAGGAAAUGAUUUAUUAUUAUCAUGUCGUGUACGUGGUCGACCUACACCAUUAAUUUCAUGGUAUGUUAAUCAGACAGAAAUUAAAAAUCCAUGGAGAUUAGAAACCGGACGUGGAAUAAUUCAAAAAUCACGAUAUUUAUCCAAACUUCAAUUGAGUAAUGUACAUACAACUGACAAUGCUAAUUAUACAUGUUUAGCAGAGAAUUUAAAUGGUCAUAUACGUAAAUCAGUACAAGUAAUUGUCAAACCAGCAACCACUUCACCCCCACUGACUACAACUCCUCCACCAAAAACAACUGAAAUGACAACUACUUCUGUACAUCCUUGUCACAAUUAUUGUCAUCGUGGACAUUGUUACAUAAUAGAUGGGAAACCAUAUUGCAGUUGCAUUUCCCAAUAUCGUGGAGUAAGAUGCGACCUUUUUACAACAGAAAAAGAAGAAGACCAUUUGGAACAAUUGCCAAUUAAUGAAUCAAAAUUUUAUUCAUGCGAAUCAGGCUGUGAAUCAAAUCUUGCUCGUAUUCUUUUAUUUUCAACAAUCGGUAUUCUUAUUAGUUUACUUUUAAUUUUCUUCUUAUGUUCAAUAUUUCAAAUAUGUUAUAAAAAGCGACAAUCAUCAAAUAGAGCAUGUUCAUCAGUGGUAAAAUCAACAGUUCCGAAAGAAGAUAAUCCAGAAAAUAACCCCUGUAAAUUCAAUCAAAAUCCAAUCAACUUAUCAUUACCUAAACAGAAUUCUUCAAAACUAUCUAAAAUAUACUUUAAUCCAUUAUUUGAUACAUAUAUAACGAAAGAAUGUUUAAUGAAUACUAAGACUAAUCCUAUUGAAAUAACCUCUCAGAGUACAAUUCGUGAACCUCACCAUCAUCAUCAUAUUCUCUAUAAUCAACAACUAUACAAUUCAAAUAUAAAACACAAUUGUACUAACAAUUUUCAAUCUAUUUAUUUUGAUCCUAAAAGAUAUUUAUCUUCAAAGUUAACUAUUAAUAAAACUCCUCAUUUAGAUCCAAAGCUUACCAACAAUUCAAUUGUUCAUAAAAAGUUAUCAAAAUUAUCAAACUUUGUUGAAUUCAUUGAAAGUUCUCCAACAGUUCAACGAUUCGAUUCUUUAACUACUUACUCUGAUCAUUUAUCAAGAAAAUCAAUGAUACCACAAACAAUCAAACGAUCCAUAGACCAACAAGACAACUCUGAUAAGAAUAACACUAAUCAUUUGAAAUCAAUGGAAUCUUCUCUAUUUCAUAAUAUACCAACAAAUGAAUUAAAUGAUUCCAAAUUUAUUCAUCCUUCAAAUGAUUUAAAUCUCUUUUCUACUAAUACAAAUUCUAAUUGUUCCAAAUUACCAAGUCAAUGUAAUUUAUCAUUACUUGACUAUGGUCAAUCAAAUUAUAUACCAUAUUCAAAUAUAGAUUCAGAAAUCAACCAAAUAUCAAUGGUGAAUAACUUACCGUAUACAAAUAAUAAUGAUCAUGUCAUUAAUAUGACAGAUUGUUUAAAUCAUUGUCAUUGUUCAACAUUCAAUAAAAUAACUAAUAUUGAACAUUUAUUAAAUGAUUCUUUAAUAUGGACUAAUUCUAAUAAUAAUCAUUCUCAUCAUCAACAUUACACAAUGAAUACAUCAUCUUUAUUAUCUUUAUCAAAUAAUUAUUGUCAACAAUGUUUAAUACAUAAUCAUUGUAACCAUAGAAACCAAAUAUCACAAAUAGAUCAAUAUGAAGAUUCUAGAAAUUCUUCAAUACAACGAGAAUUCAAUUCAAUGACAAAUACUUCUGAUAUUACUUGA
Messenger RNA from Schistosoma rodhaini, 3916 nucleotides. NCBI's taxonomy places the organism in Eukaryota, Metazoa, Platyhelminthes, Trematoda, Strigeidida, Schistosomatidae. The record is from the annotation of a GenBank genome assembly.